Messenger RNA from Poecilia reticulata (guppy), 935 nucleotides. RefSeq names its product claudin-4-like. The record is from RefSeq and is a predicted model, not a curated record. Lineage: Eukaryota; Metazoa; Chordata; Actinopteri; Cyprinodontiformes; Poeciliidae. Gene Ontology annotation, molecular function: structural molecule activity. Gene Ontology annotation, cellular component: membrane; bicellular tight junction.
CCAGAACUUAAAUGCCGUUUCAGUUUCCACUUUACUUAAAGUCACAACAGACAGAAGAACCUGCAGAACGUGAGAAAGAAUGGAAUCAAAAACAGUUCAGAUGAUAUUUGUGGCUCUCGGCGCCGUCGGGAUGAUUGGAGUCAUCAUCUGCUGCUCCCUGCCUGAGUGGAUUGUGGGACAUGUUAGUGAUAUGAAAUUUCAUCAAGGUCUGUGGAUGGCGUGUGUGACGUACAGAACUUUACCACAGGUGUGCGGAGCGAUUCCUUACACCAUGAUACCCUCUGAAAUGGAGGCCUGCAAGGCCUUAACCGUCAUCAGCUGCCUCCUCUGUGGUCUCAGCCUCCUCCUCCUGAUCUUUGGUUCCGACUUCACCCCAUGUGUUCAGAACCAAGACACCAAACCCAAAAUGAUCCUAGCGGCCGGAGUGGGCCUGAUACUGGCCGGCCUGCUGGUGAUCAUCCCGGUCAGCUUGAUGACAAAUAUUAUUAGAAAUGUACCAAAGGGAAUGACAGAGGGAAUGACAGAGGGAAUGACAGAGGGAAUGAUGGUGGGAAUGAUGGUGGGAAUGAUGGUGGGAGCGAGCAUCUAUAUCGGCUUCAUAGCUGGUUUGAUGUUGAUGCUGAUUGGAGGUCUGCUCUGCUACUUCAGCAGAUCCAGGGGCGAAGGAGGAACCGUCAGCUUCUUCAGCAACAGAGCUUAAGAUAAAAAAAUUAAUUUAGAGGCUUGAUGUAAGGAACUGGUGUCCACAGACGGGCAGACGAGGGAUAAAUUUAGGUAAAAACUGGGAAAACGACGUGAAAUGAUCAUUUCCAUACUUUUAACAUUUGGUGCUGAAAGGCAUGUUUAGGAAUAUUUUUAUUUUGGCAAAAUUCCCAAAAUCUUUCUUAAGAUCUCUGUUAAAAUUUGACUUAAAGAUCCUCAGAAAAAUGAUUUUG